Rhinopithecus roxellana (golden snub-nosed monkey) is the source of this 761-nucleotide messenger RNA. It is a transcript of the gene FUOM, whose product is annotated as fucose mutarotase. The record is from RefSeq and is a predicted model, not a curated record. The transcript is spliced from 6 exons. NCBI's taxonomy places the organism in Eukaryota, Metazoa, Chordata, Mammalia, Primates, Cercopithecidae. Gene Ontology annotation, molecular function: racemase and epimerase activity, acting on carbohydrates and derivatives; fucose binding. Bases 36 to 500 code for a protein of 154 amino acids. Gene Ontology annotation, biological process: fucose metabolic process.
CCCGCCCCAGGCCGCGCCCGCCCGUCUGCCGGGCCAUGGUGGCGCUGAAGGGUGUCCCCGCGCUGCUGUCCCCCGAGCUGCUCUACGCGCUGGCGCGGAUGGGGCACGGGGACGAGAUCGUUCUUGCGGACUUGAACUUCCCGGCCUCCUCCAUCUGCCAGUGUGGGCCCCUGGAGAUCCGUGCAGACGGCCUGGGCAUCCCGCCGCUCCUGGAGGCCCUGCUGAAGCUGCUCCCCCUGGACACCUAUGUGGAGAGUCCGGCUGCAGUCAUGGAGCUGGUGCCCAGCGACAAGGAGAGGGGCCUGCAGACCCCGGUGUGGACGGAGUACGAGUCCAUCCUACACAGGGCCGGCUGCACGAGAGCCCUGGCAAAGUUAGAGAGGUUUGAGUUUUAUGAGCGGGCUAAGAAGGCUUUUGCUGUUGUGGCAACGGGGGAGACAGCCCUCUACGGAAACCUCAUCCUCAAGAAGGGGGUGCUUGCCCUCAGCCCCCUGCUGUAGGCCUGGUGAAGACCACCUGGGAUAGAAGAGGAAUUGGGGGCACCCUGAGCUCCGGUACCACCACUCACAACAGGCCUCCCAGCGGCAGCCCCAGACCUGGGUCCUGGCCAGGGCUCUAGGGGGCUGGCAGUCUUGGGGUGGGCCCUGCCUGGCCAGGGCUGUAGGGGCCCGGCAGCCAAUUGGUACAAAUGUCCCUGAUUUGUGAAAAUGAUGGAAAAAUGUAGUCGCCGGUAAACGUUCAGUCUAAAGGUUUCAAUUCCA